This is a messenger RNA of Pseudopipra pipra, 14743 nucleotides long. RefSeq names its product dynein axonemal heavy chain 9 (gene DNAH9). Gene Ontology annotation, biological process: microtubule-based movement. Gene Ontology annotation, cellular component: axonemal dynein complex. The record is from RefSeq and is a predicted model, not a curated record. NCBI's taxonomy places the organism in Eukaryota, Metazoa, Chordata, Aves, Passeriformes, Pipridae. Gene Ontology annotation, molecular function: minus-end-directed microtubule motor activity; dynein intermediate chain binding; ATP binding. The coding region runs from base 41 to 13483 and encodes 4480 amino acids. The transcript is spliced from 69 exons.
ACGGCGGCUCCUCCCGCAAACACUCGGCGGUGCGGGCGGGAUGGAGGCGGCGGAGCCCGGCGGGGAGCGCGGGGUCGCGGGGCCGGAGCCCUUGGAACCCUCGGAGGACCCCGGUGCGGGGGGGCCGCAGCCCUUGGAGCCCCUGGAGCCCGUGUGCGAGCGGCUGUGGCGGGGCGCGGUGCGGGCGCUGGCGGUGCGGGCCGAGCGCGGCGCGGGGGCGGCGCGGGCGCUGCGCGGGUUCGUGCGGGGCGCGGCGGGGCCGGCGCUGCUCGCCUGGCGCGGCCCCGGAGGGGAGCUGGGGCUGCGCCCCGGGCCGCCCCCGCCGCCCCCCGCCGCCAGCAAGGCCGUCUUCUUCCUCCGCCCGCCCGGCGCCGGCCCCGCGGAGCUGCUCUGUGGGGACCUGCCCGCCGACCCCCUGGCGCACUUCGCCGCCCUCCUGGAGGAGGUGAUUGUGCCCAUCCUGACCAACCGGAAGAACCACCAGGGCUGGCCACGAGUGGUGUCACAGGACAUCAUCCGUCAUGUCCACAACCUAAAAAAAACUGUUUUCAUGGUUGUUGGCCAAGUAAAGGGCAGGACCUUGCUGCCUCUUCCAGCUGGCUCGGAGGGAAUUGAGGACAUUGAUCCAGAAAACGAGAGAUUCCUGGAGCUGAUUGAUAAAUCCCUCAUCCAUGGCACCGAGUCAGCCAUCAUUGACUGGAGCCACCAGAUCCAGAGAGCCCUGAAGAAAGAGUCCUCAGAGCCUCUCCUGCAAGGCAGCAACCCGAACCCGAAGGUGGAACUGGAAUUCUGGAAGAACAGGUGUGAUGAGCUGGAAUGCAUUUAUGACCAGCUGAAAUCCAGGAAGGUCAGGAACAUGAUGGAGGUGCUGGAGAGAGUGAAGAGCAUCUAUGUCCCAGCCUUCAAAACCAUGCUCAGGGAUGUUGAGGCAGCUCUGGCCGAAGCUCAGGACAUCCACCUGCACCUGACACCCCUCCAGGGCCCCUUGGAGGACAUAGAGGCUGUUGAGUUCAGCAAGGUGAAGCCUUUCCUGGUCCCUCUGCUCCACAUGGUGUGUUGGAUCUGGGUCACUUCCAAGCACUACAGCGUGGCUGUGAGGAUCAUAGUUCUGCUCCAGGAAAUCUGCAACCUGCUCAUCCAGCAGGCCGUGGUGUACCUGUCUCCAGAAGACCUUCUGAAAGGAGAGAUGGAAGAGAGCCUGGGCAAGGUGCAAACAGUGCUUGACAUCCUGAAUGGCUUCAAAGAGGUGUUUGAGGAGAGGCGGGAAAAUCUGCACAUGUAUUAUGAGCCAGGCCAGGAAGUGAGGAAGUGGGACUUCCACUCCUGGAUGGUGUUUGCAAGGCUGGACAGCUUCCUGGAGAGGCUGGAGGUGGUGAAGGGUCUCCUGACCACGGCCUUGGACCUGACAAAGCUGGAGAAGAUGGAGUUCAGCGGGAUUAGAGGGAGGGCCCUGGGCCAGCAGGUGCUGGACAUGUAUGAGGAGUUCCAGGAGGCCUACAAGGUGUUUGCAGAGCGAAGCUACGACUGCCUCAACCUGGCCAACACGGAGUUUGAGCAGGAUGCCUUGGGUUUCCAGCAGAAAGUAGAAGACAUCGACCAUCGGCUGGGCACUGUGUUCACCCAGGCCUUCGAUGACACCCUGGACCUGGAGCACAUCUUCAAGUUGCUGACCAUGUUCCAGAGCCUUUUGGAGCGUCCGGUGAUCGCUGCAGUUGCUGCUGACAAAUGGCCUCUUCUCAUCAGCAUGUUCAGCACUGCCCUGGACCAGACCAGGCUCAUCUACUCCAGGCACACCCAGGCAGGGCUCGAGCUCGGGUCUCCCCCCCUGCACAAGAACAUGCCCCCCGUGGCUGGAGCGCUGGGCUGGGCUCGGGAGCUGCGAGCGCGGAUCCAGAGGCCUUUUGAUCACCUCAGUCAAAUCCCACACCUGAGCUUGGAGUCUGCCCAAGGAAGGAGGGUGGUACAGAAGUAUGAGGAAAUGAUCCAGCUGCUUGACAGGUAUCAGGAAAAACUGUAUUUAGACUGGUCCCAGACAGUCUCAGAAAAAUCCCAGUACAACCUGACUCAGCCGCUCAUCCGGCGAGACCCAGAAACCAAACUGAUCACUGUCAACUUUGAUCCCCAGCUGGUGUCGGUGCUCAGGGAGGUGAGUUACCUGUCAGGCAGCCGGGCAGGAGCCAUCCCACCCAUGGCAGCAGGAAUCUACUCCUCCAGGGAGUCCUACCGGCAGCUGGUGGCCAACCUGGAGCUGAUGGGGAACAGAUACAACAAGGUCCUGAGAACAGUGCUGGAGGUGGAAUAUCCCCUGGUGCAGGGGCAGCUGCAGGAUGUCGAUGUGAAGCUGAAAGAGGCAGAAGAAACCCUGACCUGGAAGAUGGAGGGUGUGUGGGAUCACAUCUCUGGGGUCAUGGAAGGUGUCCAUGACCUCGAGCAGAGGCUGCAGAAAGCCAAGGACAAUGUUGAGUUGAUCCAGAGCAUUGUGGGCUCGUGGGCAUCUCCCAUCCUGGAGAGGAAGGAUGGUAAAAGGGACUCAGUGCUGAGCCUGGAGGACUGUCAGAAUCACCUGGAAAAGCGCUACAGCCUUGUCAGAGAGGCCGGGCAGAGGAUCCACUCCCUGCUGAAGGAAAACCAGAGCCUCUUACUUGCAGACCCAGCAUCUGACUCCUGGAAGGCCUAUGUGGAUUAUGUGGAUGAGAUAGUCCUGGAUGGAUUCUUCACUGCCACUGAAUGCUCGCUCAAGUACCUCCUGGAGAACACAGAUCCCAAGGCAGGGCUUGCUCCCCUGUUUGAAGUGCAGCUGGAUUUGGUGAUCCCAGAUUUGGUAUUUCACCCAUCCCUGGACCCUGGCACACAUGAUGGCUUCUCUGACAUGGUGGAAAGUCUCCUGAACAGCAUCUACCACAUCUCCUCGUUGGUGCCCCGGCUGGCCACACACAGCGGCUUCCCCCACUACCAGGCAGACCUGGAGGACAUGUCUGACCUGGCUGAGCUGCGCCAGGAGCUGCUGUGCCGUGUCCAGGCCGUGGUGUCCUCGUGCUGUGAGUUCCGGGGUUCCCUGGGGCGUUAUUCCCACGUGUACGGGGAGGACCGGCGGGAGCUGAGCCGGCAGUUCCUGUUCUACGGGCGCGUCCUCACGGCCGCAGAGCUCGAGGCCCAGGACAUGGUCCCUGAGGCACCGCCCACGCUGCAGCAGUUCAGGGAGCACAUCGACUCCUACGAGAGGCUCUACGAGGAGGUGACUCACAUGGAGCCCCUCAGCACCUUCCAGGGCUGGGUGAGGGUUGAUGCUCGACCUUUCAAGGCAGCCUUACUGAAUGAGAUUAAAAGGUGGAGCUUGGUGUUCAAGCAGCAUCUCCUGGAGCACGUCACACACAGCUUGGCUGACCUUGAGGAGUUCAUCCAAACUGCUGAGAAAGGGCUGAGCAGGAAGGUCGAGAAGGGGGAUUACAAUGGCCUCGUGGAGGUCAUGGGACACCUCCUGGCCGUGAAGGAGCGACAGGGUGCCACCGAUGCCAUGUUUGAGCCCCUGAGGGAAACCAUUGACCUGCUGAGGGCCUACGAGCAGCAGGUGCCAGGGGAAGUCCACCAGCAACUGGAGGAGCUGCCAGAGAAGUGGAACCAUGUCAAGAAGCUGGCCCUGGCUGUGAGGCAGCACGUGGCUCCUCUCCAGGCCAACGAGAUGACCGCCCUGCGCCAGAGCUGCGCCGCCUUUGACGCCCAACAGCUCCACUUCAGGGAGAGGUUUGGGAGAGAAGCUCCCUUCAGGUUUGACACCGAAAAGCCUUAUCAACUGCUGGAUGCAAAGCACGUGGAGAUUAAACAGAUGGAGUCAGCCAUGACCUCAAUUUCUGAAUCAGCUGGUCUGUUUGAAGUCAUGGUGCCAGAAUAUAAACAACUGAAGCAGUGCAGGAAGGAGCUGUGUCUUCUCAAAGAGCUCUGGGAUAUGAUCUCCCUGGUGAACACCAGCCUCAGUGACUGGCAGACCACCAAAUGGGUGGAUAUUAAUGUGGAAAACAUGGAUCUGGAGUGUAAAAAGUUUGCAAGAGAGAUUCGGAAUCUGGAUAAAGAAAUGAGGGCAUGGGAUGCUUUCACUGGACUGGACAGCAAGGUGAAGAACAUGCUGACGGCCCUGAAGGCGGUGGCAGAACUUCAAAACCCUGCCAUCAGAGAAAGGCACUGGAACCAGCUGAUGCAGGUGACGGGUGUGAGGUUUGUGAUGGACUCAGACACCACGCUGGCUGACCUCCUCAGGCUCAACCUGCAUAAAUUUGAGGGUGAGGUCCAUGGAAUUGUGGACAAAGCAGUGCGAGAAAUGAGCAUGGAGAAAGUGUUGAAGGAGCUGAGAGCGACUUGGAGCACCAGGGAGUUCCAGUACGAGCCUCACUCCCGCACCAGCAUCCCCUUGCUGAAGUCAGAUGAGGAGCUCAUUGAAACUUUGGAAGACAACCAGGUGCAGCUGCAGAAUUUGAUGUCAUCCAAAUAUAUUGCUUUCUUCCUGGAGGAGGUGUCUGCCUGGCAGAGGCAACUCUCCACUGCCGACUCUGUCCUUUCCCUCUGGUUCGAGGUGCAGCGCACGUGGUGUCACCUGGAGGGCAUCUUCAUAGGCUCAGAGGAUAUCCGGGCACAGCUGCCCCAGGACUCCAAGUGCUUUGAAGGGAUUGAUGUGGAUUUUAAAGAACUGGCCUAUGAAGUUCAGAAAACCCCAAAUGUAGUUGAGGCCACCAAUAAACCAGGUCUGUCCCAACAGCUGGAGGACAUUCAGAGGAGGUUGUCUCUGUGUGAGAAGGCUUUGGCUGAAUAUCUGGACAUGAAGAGGUUGGCCUUUCCCAGAUUUUACUUCAUUUCUUCCACAGAUUUAUUGGAUAUUCUUUCCAACGGCACUAACCCACACAUGGUGCAACGUCAUCUUUCCAAACUUUUUGACAGCUUGGCCAAGGUGAAAUUCCAAGUGGACUCUGAGCAAAAGGUAAUGAAGGUUGGCCUGGGAAUGUACAGCAGAGAGGAGGAAUAUGUCCCCUUCAGUGAACCCUGUGACUGCAGUGGGCAGGUCGAGGUGUGGCUCAAUCACCUGCUGGACACCAUGAGGGCCACGGUGAGGGACGAGAUGACGGCGGCUGUCACGGCCUACGAGGAGAAGCCGAGGGAGCAAUGGCUCUUUGACUACCCUGCCCAGGUGGCUCUCUCCUGCACCCAGAUCUGGUGGACAACCGAGGUGGGGAUUGCCUUUGCCAGGAUGAAGGAAGGCUAUGAGAAGGCCAUGAAGGAGUACCACAAGAAGCAGGUGGCCCAGCUGAACAGCCUGGUGACCAUGCUGCUGGGGCAGCUCUCCAAGGGUGACAGGCAGAAGAUCAUGACCAUCUGCACCAUCGACGUGCACGCACGGGAUGUGGUGGCAAAGAUGAUUGCGCAGAAGGUGGACAAUGCCCAGGCAUUCAUGUGGCUGUCGCAGCUCCGGCACCGCUGGUCAGACGAGGAGCAGCACUGCUUUGCCAACAUCUGUGAUGCCCAGUUCCUGUACUCCUAUGAGUACCUUGGCAACACCCCUCGGCUCGUGAUCACCCCCCUGACCGACAGGUGUUACAUCACCCUGACCCAGGCCCUGCACCUGACCAUGAGCGGAGCCCCCGCGGGCCCUGCGGGCACCGGCAAGACGGAGACAACCAAGGAUUUGGGCCGAGCCCUGGGCAUGAUGGUGUACGUGUUCAACUGCUCCGAGCAGAUGGACCACCAGUCUUGUGGGAAUAUUUACAAAGGCCUUGCCCAGACGGGAGCUUGGGGCUGUUUUGAUGAAUUUAACAGGAUCUCAGUUGAGGUGCUUUCGGUGGUUGCUGUCCAGGUGAAGAGUGUGCAGGAUGCCAUACGGGAGAAGAAGAAAUCCUUCAAUUUCCUUGGAGAAGACAUUAACUUGGUCCCCUCAGUAGGCAUUUUCAUCACCAUGAACCCUGGUUAUGCAGGACGAACUGAACUACCUGAGAAUUUGAAAGCUCUAUUCAGGCCCUGUGCCAUGGUUGUGCCAGACUUUGAGCUGAUCUGUGAGAUUAUGUUGGUGGCCGAGGGGUUCAUCGAGGCCCGGGUGUUGGCCAGGAAAUUCAUCACUCUCUACCAGCUCUGCAAAGAGCUCCUGUCCAAGCAGGAUCACUAUGACUGGGGUCUCCGUGCCAUCAAGUCCGUGCUGGUGGUCGCCGGGUCCCUCAAACGCGCCGACCCCGAGCGCCCCGAGGAGCAGGUUCUGAUGCGCUCCCUGCGUGACUUCAACACCCCCAAGAUCGUGACAGACGAUGUGCCCGUGUUCAUGGGACUCAUUGGGGAUCUGUUCCCUGCCCUGGGUGUGCCUCGGAAGCGUGACCUGGAUUUCGAGGCGUUGGUGAGACAGGCUGUGCUGGAGCUGCGGCUGCAGCCUGAGGACAACUUUGUGCUCAAAGUGGUGCAGCUGGAGGAGCUGCUGAUGGUCCGACACUCCGUGUUCGUGGUGGGAAACGCAGGCACGGGCAAGUCCCAGGUGAUGAGAUCCCUGCACAGAACCCACCAGAUAAUGAAGAGACGUCCUGUGUGGACAGACCUCAACCCCAAGGCAGUCACCAACGAUGAGCUUUUUGGCAUCAUUAACCCAGCAACAAGAGAGUGGAAAGAUGGACUGUUCUCAUCAAUCAUGCGAGAGCUGGCCAACCUCACACAUGAUGGUCCCAAGUGGAUGGUACUGGAUGGAGAUAUUGAUCCAAUGUGGAUUGAAUCUCUUAAUACUGUGAUGGAUGACAAUAAGGUGCUGACCCUGGCCAGCAAUGAGAGGAUCCCUCUGAACCCGACGAUGAGGUUGCUCUUUGAGAUCAGCCACCUGCGCUCGGCCACCCCGGCCACCGUGUCCAGGGCGGGGAUCCUGUACAUCAACCCAUCAGACCUGGGCUGGAAUCCCCCGGUGAGCAGCUGGAUUGACCGGCGAGAGAUCGAGUCUGAGAGAGCCAACCUGACCAUCCUGUUUGACAAGUACCUGCCAGUCUGCCUGGACACCCUCAGGACAAGAUUUAAGAAGAUUAUUCCCAUUCCUGAGCAGAGCAUGGUUCAGAUGCUGUGUUACCUCCUGGAAUGCCUCCUGACUGAGGAGAACACACCUUCUGACUGUCCCAAGGAGCUCUAUGAGCUUUACUUUGUCUUUGCUGCUGUCUGGGCCUUUGGUGGAUCCAUGUUUCAGGACCAGCUUGUGGACUACAGAGUGGAGUUCAGCAAGUGGUGGGUGGCAGAAUUCAAGACAAUCAAGUUUCCCUCUCAGGGCACAGUCUUUGACUUUUACAUUGAUCCAGAAACAAAGAAGUUUGAGCCUUGGUCUAAACUUAUUCCCCAGUUUGAAUUUGAUCCAGAGGUGCCAUUACAGGCUUGCCUGGUGCCCACCCCUGAGACAGUGCGUGUGCGGUACCUCCUGGACAGGCUCCUGGAGCGCCGGCGCCCCGUGAUGCUGGUGGGCAGUGCGGGCACAGGGAAGUCUGUGCUGGUGGGGGACAAACUCUCCUCUCUGGACACAGACACAUAUGUGGUGAAGAAGGUCCCGUUUAACUACUACACCACCUCUGCCAUGCUGCAAGGUGUGCUGGAGAAGCCUCUGGACAAGAAGGCUGGCAGGACCUACGGCCCCCCGGGCACCAAGAGGCUCGUGUACUUCAUCGACGACCUCAACAUGCCCCAGGUGGACACGUAUGGGACAGUGCAGCCCCACACCCUGCUCAGGCAGCACCUGGACUAUGGACACUGGUAUGACCGGACCAGGCUGUCCCUGAAGGAGAUCACCAAUGUGCAGUACGUGUCCUGCAUGAACCCCACUGCAGGGAGCUUCACCAUCAACCCCAGGCUCCAGCGUCACUUCUGUGUCUUUGCUCUGUCCAACCCUGACCAGGAUGCCUUGACCAGGAUCUACAGCACCAUUUUAGUGCAGCAUCUGACCACUGGGAAUUUCUCAGAGGCUGUGCAAAAAUCAGCCCAGCAGCUGAUUGCCCUCGCCCUGGGGCUGCACAGGAGGGUGGCUGCCACCUUCCUGCCAACAGCUGUCAAGUUCCACUACGUUUUCAAUCUGAGAGACUUCUCCAACAUCUUCCAAGGCCUCCUGUUCUCUACCCCUGGAUGUCUGAAGGAACCCCAGGACCUGGUGAAGCUCUACCUGCACGAGUCCAACCGGGUGUACCGGGAUAAGAUGGUUGAAGCAAAUGAUUAUGGUACCUUUGAUAAAAUCCAGAGGGAGAUGGUGAAGAAAUUCUAUGAUGACAUGGAAGAAACUUUAGAGCAGACCAAGCACAUGAAUAUUUUUUGCCAUUUUGCUAAAGGCACUGGGGAACCUGGGUACAGGCCAAUCCCAACCUGGGAGGAGCUGAACCAGAUCCUCAUGGAAGCCUUGGAUAACUACAAUGAAGUCAACGCUGCCAUGAACCUGGUGCUGUUUGAGGAUGCCAUGUGCCAUGUCUGCCGCAUCAACCGCAUCCUGGAGGCCCCCCGAGGGAACGCGCUCCUGGUGGGUGUGGGAGGCAGUGGGAAGCAGAGCCUGACCCGGCUGGCAGCAUUCCUGAGCUCCCUGGAGGUCUUCCAGAUCACCCUGAGGAAGGGGUAUGGCAUCCCUGACCUGAAGGCAGACCUGGCAAACCUGUACCUGAAGGCUGGUGUGAAGAACACGGGCACUGUGUUCCUGCUGACGGACGUGCAGGUGGCGGACGAGCAGUUCCUGGUGCUGGUCAAUGACUUCUUGGCAUCAGGGGAAAUACCAGAUCUCUUCCCUGAUGAGGAAGUUGAGAACAUCAUCAGCAGCGUGAGGAAUGAAGUCAAAGGCCAGGGGUUGGUGGGCUCCAGGGAGACCUGCUGGAGGUUUUUUACAGAGAGGGCUCGGCGGCAGCUCAAGGUUGCUCUGUGUUUUUCCCCCGUCGGCUCCAAACUGCGGCUCCGCAGCAGGAGGUUCCCGGCCCUCGUCAGCUGCACCACCAUCGACUGGUUCCAGGAGUGGCCACGGGAGGCCCUGGAGUCCGUCAGCCUCUGCUUCCUGAGAGACAUGGGGGCUGUGGAGGAUUCAGUGAAAGAUUCAAUAAGCAAAUUCAUGGCCCAUGUCCACGUCAGUGUCAAUGAGAUGUCCCAGCUGUACCUGAGCAACGAGCGCCGCUACAACUACACCACCCCAAAGUCCUUCCUGGAGCAAAUCAAACUCUACCAGAACCUGCUGCUGAAAAAGGACGAGGAUUUAAAGGCAAAAACGGAGCGACUGGAGAACGGCCUGGAGAAGCUCAACAGCACCUCUGCACAGGUGGAUGAGCUGAAGGCCAAGCUGGCAGCCCAGGAGGUGGAGCUGAAGCAGAAGAGUGAGGAUGCUGACAAGCUGAUCCAGGUGGUGGGGGUGGAGACGGAGAAGGUGAGCAGGAAAAAGGCCGUGGCGGACGAGGAGGAGAGGAAGGUGGCACUGAUCACCCAGGAGGUGGAGCAGAAGCAGAAGGACUGUGAGGAGGAUCUGGCCAAGGCUGAGCCUGCCCUGGCAGCUGCCCAGGCUGCUCUCAACACCCUCAACAAGACCAACCUGACAGAGCUGAGAUCCUUUGGGUCACCCCCUUCUGCCGUCAGCAACGUCACUGCGGCCGUGAUGGUGCUGACGGCCCCGGGAGGGAAGAUCCCCAAGGACAGGAGCUGGAAAGCAGCCAGAGUGGCCAUGGCCAGGGUGGAUGGCUUCCUGGACUCCCUGAUCAAGUUCAACAAGGAGAACAUCCACGAGAACUGCCUCAAAGCCCUCCAGCCUUAUUUACAAGACCCCAAGUUCAACCCCGAGUUCGUGGCCACCAAGUCGGCGGCGGCGGCCGGGCUGUGCUCCUGGGUGGUGAACAUCGUGCGCUUCCACGGCGUGUUCUGUGAGGUGCAGCCCAAGAGGCAGGCCCUGAGCAGGGCCAACACCGAGCUGGCAGCAGCCCAGGACAAGCUGGGCACCAUCAAGGCCAAAAUUGCUCGCCUUGACCAGAACCUGGGCAGGCUCAGGGCCCAGUUUGAGGAAGCCACUUCAGACAAGCUCAAGUGUCAGCAAGAGGCUGCAGCGACAGCGAGAACCAUCGCCCUGGCCAACCGGCUGGUUGGGGGCCUGGCCUCUGAGAACGUGAGAUGGGCUGAGGCUGUGAAGGCCUUCAAAGAGCAGCAGAGCACCUUGUGUGGGGAUGUCCUGCUGAUCACGGCCUUCGUGUCCUACCUGGGCUACUUCACCAGGAAAUACCGCCAGGACCUCCUGGAGGGUGUCUGGAAACUAUAUCUGCACCAGCUCAAAGUGCCCAUCCCUGUGAGCCCGUGCCUGGACCCCCUGGCCAUGCUGGCGGACGAGGCGGCCGUGGCGGGCUGGCACAACGAGGGGCUCCCGGCCGACCGCACCUCUGCCGAGAACGCCACCAUCCUGAGCACCUGCGAGCGCUGGCCCCUCCUGGUGGACCCCCAGCUCCAGGGCAUCCAAUGGAUCAAAGCAAGAUAUGGCUCAGGGCUCCGAGUGCUCCGGGUUGGGAACAAGGGGUACCUGGACACGCUGGAACAAGCUCUGGCUGCAGGAGAACUGGUUUUGAUUGAAAACCUGGAGGAAUCUGUGGAUCCAGUAUUGGGACCAUUACUGGGGCGAGAAACAAUCAAGAAAGGCAGGUACAUCAAGAUUGGGGACAAAGAGUGUGAGUUCAGCCCUGCUUUCCGCCUCAUCCUGCACACGAAGCUGGCAAACCCUCACUUCCCACCCGAGCUGCAGGCCCAGUGCACCCUCAUCAACUUCACCGUCACCAGGGACGGGCUGGAGGAGCAGCUGCUGGCAGCCGUGGUCAGCAGGGAGAGGCCUGACCUGGAGGAGCUCAAGUCAGAUCUCACAAAGCAGCAGAAUGGAUUCAAGAUCACCUUGAAAACAUUAGAGGACAACUUGCUCUCUCGGCUGUCAUCAGCAUCUGGGAAUUUCCUGGGAGACACAGCCUUGGUGGAGAACUUGGAGAUCACUAAACAGACAGCUGCAGAAAUCGAGGAGAAGGUGCAGGACUUCAAGGUGACGGAAGCCAAGAUUAACGAGGCCAGGGAGCACUACAGACCUGCGGCCGCGAGGGCCUCCCUGCUCUACUUCACCAUGAACGAGCUCCACAACAUCCACCCCAUGUACCAGUUCUCCCUGAAGGCAUUCCAGAAGGUGUUCCAGAGAGCCAUGGAGAGGGCGGCUCCCGCCGAGGGGCUCACGGAGCGCGUGAGGAGCCUCAGCGACAGCAUCACCUUCUGCGUGUGCCAGUGCACGGCCCGGGGGCUGUUCGAGGGGGACAGGCUGACCUACACUGCCCAGCUCACCUUCCAGAUACUCCUGAUGAAUAAAGAAAUCAACCCAGCAGAGCUGGAUUUCCUGCUGAGAUACCCAGCACAGCCUGGAGUCAUGAGCCCUGUGGAGUUCCUGUCUGACCAUUCCUGGGGAGGAAUCAAGGCUCUCUCAUCCAUGGAGGAAUUCAGAAACCUGGAUCGGGAUAUUGAAGGGUCUGCAAAAAGGUGGAAGAAAUUUAUUGAAUCUGAGUGUCCUGAGAGGGAGAAGUUCCCCCAGGAGUGGAAGAACAAGUCGUCGCUGCAGCGCCUGUGCAUCCUGAGGGCCCUGCGGCCCGACCGCGUCACCUGCGCCCUCAGAGAUUUUGUAGAAGAAAAGCUGGGCAGUAAAUAUGUGGCUGGGAGAUCCCUGGAUUUUGCAACAACCUUUGAGGAAUCAGGACCUGCAACCCCAAUGUUUUUUAUCCUGUCCCCAGGAGUGGACCCACUGAAGGAUGUGGAGAAACAUGGGAAGAAACUUGGCUUUACAUUCAACAACAGGAACCUCCACAAUGUGUCCCUUGGACAAGGCCAAGAGGUGGUUGCUGAACAAGCUUUGGAUCUGGCUGCAAAGGAGGGGCACUGGGUCAUCCUUCAGAACAUCCACCUGGUGGCCAAGUGGCUGAGUUCCCUGGAGAAGAAGCUGGAGCAGCACAGCGAAGGCAGCCACCAGGACUUCCGUGUCUUCAUCAGCGCAGAGCCAGCACCUUCCCCCGAGAGCCACAUCAUUCCCCAGGGCAUCCUGGAGAACUCCAUCAAAAUCACCAACGAGGCCCCCACUGGGAUGCAGGCAAACCUGCAUGGAGCCCUCGACAACUUCAGCCAGGACACCCUGGAGAUGUGCAGCCAUGAGAAGGAGUUCAGGAGCAUCCUGUUUGCCCUGUGCUAUUUCCAUGCCGUGGUGGCCGAGCGGCGCAGGUUCGGCGCCCAGGGCUGGAACCGCCCGUACCCCUUCAGCAGCGGGGACCUGACCAUCUCUGUGACUGUGCUGCACAACUACCUGCAGGCCAGCUCCAAGGUGCCCUAUGACGACCUGCGCUACCUUGUGGGUGAGAUCAUGUAUGGGGGUCACAUCACAGAUGACUGGGACAGGAGGCUUUGCAAAACCUAUUUGGAAGAAUUUAUUAAGCCAGAAAUGCUGGAGGGAGAACUUCUCCUUGCUCCAGGAUUCCCCCUCCCAGGGAACAUGGACUACAAUGGCUAUCACCAGUACAUAGAUGAAGCCCUGCCUCCAGAGUCUCCCUACCUGUAUGGGCUCCAUCCCAAUGCUGAGCUUGGCUUCCUCACUCAGAGCUCGGAGCAGCUCCUGCACACGCUGUUGGAGCUGCAGCCCCGGGACAGCAGCACUGGAGAAGGAGGAGUGGGGACCAGGGAGGAAACGGUGAAAGACCUUCUGGAAGAGAUGUUGCAGAAGCUGGGCGAUGAGUUUAACAUGGCAGAGCUGGUGGCCAGGGUGGAGCAGAGGACGCCCUACGCCGUGGUUGCCCUGCAGGAGUGUGAGCGCAUGAACGUCCUCACCGGGGAGAUCAAGCGCUCGCUGCUGGAGCUGGAGCUGGGCCUGAAGGGAGAGCUGACCAUGACCAGUGACAUGGAGAGCCUGCAGAAUGCCCUCUUCUUGGACAUGGUGCCCGAGUCCUGGGGAAGGAAGUCCUACCCUUCCACAGCCAGCCUGGGCACGUGGUUCACUGACCUCCUCGCUCGCAUCAACGAGCUGGACACCUGGACUGGAGACUUCUCCCUGCCCUGCACGGUGUGGCUUGGUGGGUUCUUCAACCCCCAGUCCAUCCUGACAGCCAUCAUGCAGACCACGGCCAGGAAGAACAAGUGGCCUUUGGACAGGAUGGCCCUGCAGUGUGAUGUGACAAAGAAGAGCAGAGAGGAUUUUGCCAGCCCCCCUCGGGAAGGGGCCUAUAUCCAUGGCCUGUUCAUGGAAGGAGCACGCUGGGAUGCACAGGCCGGGCUGAUCACCGAUGCCAGGCUCAAGGAGCUCACCCCAGCCAUGCCUGUCCUGUUCAUCAGGGCCAUCCCUGCUGACAAACAGGACACCAGGGCCAUGUACCCAUGUCCUCUGUACAAAACACGCCAGAGAGGCCCAACUUACGUGUGGACUUUCAACCUUAAAACCAAGGACAACCCUGCCAAGUGGGUGCUGGCUGGUGUGGCCCUGCUGCUGCAGGUCUAGGGGCACCCCCACACCUCCCAUUUGCAAAUCCCAACAUUGCCUUCCUCAGGCAAUUUAAACAAUUAAAUGCUGAGGUUUAGCCCAAGCUCCAUCUCUCCAAUGGACUCAGUCCCCAGGACUCUCUCUCAGCACUGGAGACAUGGCCAUAACAGAGCCUGUGAGAGGUGACAGAGGUGCAGAGGGACACAUGGACCAGGCUCAUGGCUGCUGUAAACCCAGAUCCUGUAAUUCCUACCCUGCUGCACUGGAGCACCGGAGGAUCCCAGCCUGCAGCCUGAAAAUCCACACUCAGAGGCGUGAAAUAUCUUAAUCUAAAUCUAGUUUUUAUUUCUAUUUUAUAUUCCAAAUUUUAAAAUCAGUGGACUUUUCCAAAACACUCAGAUAGUCCAGUGACUUGUGAAAUUCUCCAGACCUUGUUUUUUUCUCUGUGUUUCUUUCCCAUGUGUGUGAUGUUGAAAGCUGGGAGGUGAGCAGAUGUUGUGGUUAUAAACUGUUUCUUGCUAACUUUCUAAAUUUUAGAAACACUGAAAAUAGUGGUAAUAUCCAAUGUGCUUAAUGGAAUCAACUGUAAAAGUAGAGCACAGGCGUUAUUUAAGAGAAUUUUUCAUGGUCAUAGAGACUUACUAGGUCUGGCUGAGCUGGAGCUCAUUUCCCCACAGCAGCCUUCCCAGUGCUGUGCUGUGCACUGGUAGCCAGAAGGGGGUUGGUAACACACCAGUGUUUUGGCUGCUGCUGAGCACAGCACCAGCACUGUAACAUUCCCUCCUCAAUGAAAGGAAGAUCUUGGGAAGGGACACAGCCGGGCCAGCUGAUCCAGACUGAGCAAAGGGAUAUUCCAGACCAUAUGAUGUCAGCUCAGAUAUAAAAGCUGAGGCAAGGAGCAGGAAGGGGGGCAUUCAUUGUGUCCAAUGGCUGAGGAAUCAUCAUGUGUACCCAAGCCCUGCUUCUGGGGAGAGGCUGCCCAUCUCUGCUCAUGGGAAGUAGAGAAUAAACCCUGUUAUCUUUCGCUUUUACACGCGCAAGCUUCUGCUUUACUUUUGGCUUUAAAUAAACUGCCUUAUCCCAACCCAUGAGUUGGUUUUUUUUCCACCUUACUCUCUCCCCUGUCCCGCUGGGAAGGGGAGUGAUAGAGUAGCUGGGUGGGCUCCAGGUGUUCAGCCAAGGUGAACCCUCCACAGUCCUUUCUGGUGCCCAACGUGGGAUGAGAUAAAGGCAGUUUUAUAUAUAUAUAUGUACAUAUAUAUAUGUAUAUAUACAUAU